This is a messenger RNA of Vespa mandarinia (Asian giant hornet), 3260 nucleotides long. Its product is annotated as cationic amino acid transporter 3-like. Gene Ontology annotation, cellular component: plasma membrane. Gene Ontology annotation, molecular function: L-arginine transmembrane transporter activity; L-ornithine transmembrane transporter activity; L-lysine transmembrane transporter activity. The record is from RefSeq and is a predicted model, not a curated record. NCBI's taxonomy places the organism in Eukaryota, Metazoa, Arthropoda, Insecta, Hymenoptera, Vespidae. Gene Ontology annotation, biological process: L-arginine import across plasma membrane; L-ornithine transmembrane transport.
AUUUCGUGGCAAAUCUUCUUUAAUCAUUUUCUGAUAUAUUCGUCAAUUGAUAUUUGUUAUAUCACAAAUUCGUCUUACAUAAAUACAUCGAAAAUAUGAAAGAUUUAAAUAAAAAAAGUAAUAUCUCUCGUUCGCCUGUCAACGUUUGACCAAACGUUGCAUCAUUUAGUGUUUACAAUAAAAUUCGAUAAAAAUCCCCUUUUUCUAGUGUUAUUGAUAUAAAAUGCAGAAUAUUGUUACAACGAAAAAAAAAAAGAAUGAGUAUACAUCCAGUGAUCGUAUCGAUUAUCGUAUUGAUUAUCGUAGAAAUAUGUCGAUCCCUUAUCAUCAACAGGUAACAAUAACCGAAAUAAUCUGAUAUUUAGAUAACCAUUACCAGAGAUUGUCAGACAAGACAAAGCGAAAGAAACGAAAAUAAGAUAUAAAAACUCAAUUACUCUACUUAUUUGAGAUUUGAGAAGUAUAUUCCAAGGAAAUAUAUACUUAGACAUGCAAAUGCAUAUCGUUGCAAAAUAAGUCUUAUGAAACGGGAGAGAAAAAAAGGAAGGAAAAAAAUGAAUUCGAGCAGAAUGAAAUGUUAUAUUAAUUACGUUAUCUAUUCGCUUGUAAAUAGAUAAAUGAAAGCUUCAUAUCAUUGUAAACUCGUGACACAGUAUAGUCUCGUGCUAAUAUUCCAUCGAAAAAACGAUCGCGAUCGAGAAUGAUUCGAUAUAAAAGAUUUAUUUAUAAGCAAGGCCUAUGUUGUUAAGAAAUAAUUCGACCAAUUGAAAGAUUUAAAGUAUCGGCAUUAGGCACGACGAGCGUUGCGCACGAUUUAACGAGCAUUAUUUCAAUUAACGCUUCAUAUGUUAGUCUCGUGGCAGACGCGAAUCGAUAGAAACGCUAACGUAAUUCGAUCCUAAGAUUCGUUCGUAAGACCCAGUUCGUAGGCCAAAAUGGAUUAUAUAUUGAUGAACGUUUUACCGUUACUCGAUAUGAAAUUAUGGAAUUUCCGUAGUCUAUACAAAGCCUUCAGUCGAAAGAAGCGGAUAAAUAUUAAUGCAAAUACGAAAUUGGAGAGAUGCCUAUCAACGUUGGACCUUACAGCUCUGGGUAUCGGAUCCACUCUUGGCGUUGGAAUUUACGUCAUGGCAGGAUCAGUCUCAAAAAAUAUCGCAGGACCCGCCGUUGUAAUCUCCUUCCUAAUUGCAGCCGUGGCAUCGAUAUUUGCCGGUCUUUGUUACGCUGAAUUCGGGGCUAGGGUGCCGCGAGCUGGUUCCGCUUAUGUUUAUAGUUACGUGACAAUGGGUGAAUUCGUCGCCUUUCUAAUAGGUUGGACGCUAAUCUUAGAGUAUAUGAUCGGUUCGGCUAGCGUGGUACGUGGGCUUAGCACCUACGUCGAUGCUCUCUUCAACAAUAGCAUGAGAAAUGCCUUUGAAUCGGCCGCUCAUAUAGAAGUUGAACACUUCUCUUCUUAUCCUGAUUUCUUCGCCUUCGGUAUCACCCUUAUGUUUUCCGCUGCCUUAGCGUUUGGCGCCAAAGAGUCGUCCACUGCAAAUAACUUUUUCACCUUGGUGAAUCUCUUCGUCGUCCUCUUCGUGAUAAUUGCUGGUUCCAUCAAAGCUGACGUUAACAAUUGGAAAACUCGGCCUCCUUGUACGGAAACAAAUUGUGAUCGCGGAACAGGCGGAUUCGCGCCAUAUGGAAUAUCGGGUAUAAUAACCGGAGCGGCAACUUGUUUCUAUGGCUUUAUCGGCUUCGAUUGUGUGGCCACUACCGGCGAAGAGGCGAAAGAUCCGCAAAGAUCUAUUCCCAUAGCUAUUGUUGCUUCUUUAACCGUUGUAUUCCUCGCGUAUUUCGGCGUCUCAGCCGUAUUAACUAUGGUGCUCCCAUAUUACGAACAAAAUCCCGAUGCUCCCUUUCCACAUCUCUUUGAGGUGAUCGGUUGGGACUGGGCAAAAUGGGUAGUGAGCGUCGGUGCGAUUUGCGGACUAUGCGCUAGCUUAUUAGGCGCAAUGUUUCCAUUACCAAGAAUAAUUUACGCAAUGGCAUCCGACGGAUUGAUAUUUAAAUGGAUGGGAAAGGUAAGUUCAAGAUUUCAUACACCCAUAAUGGGCACUUUCUCUGCAGGAAUUCUUACAGGAGUUUUAGCAGCGAUAUUCGAGCUUACUCAGUUGUUAAAUAUGAUGAGUAUAGGCACACUGCUUGCCUAUUCGAUAGUUGCUGCCUGCGUUCUUAUAUUACGAUACGAAGAAAGUGAAGCAUACGAGAAGAAGGGCGAUUGUGAUCCAAGGACUGUAACGUUUGUAAUUAAGCAACUAAUUAAUGCUAACAGAUUAGACUAUCCUACGAAAUUAACUGGACAACUGGUGACUUGCCUCGUUUUCUGUUACUUCAUUAUUUGCAUUUUUAUUACGGCGAUGAUAUCGCAAUUUUCCAAAGAAAUCGCUAAUGGCAAAGCUCUUUACGUUGUACCGAUAAUCAUAUUGGUCACCGCAUUAAUCUUUACUCUAAUCUUUAUCUAUCUUCAACCUUCAUCGGGCAGGAAACUUGCGUUUUCGGUACCUUUUGUUCCCUUUUUACCAGCAAUCAGUAUACUUAUUAACAUUUACCUUAUGAUGAUGUUGGAUUCGAUGACUUGGAUACGAUUCUUGAUAUGGAUGAUUAUUGGUAAUACACUCACGCACACUUAUGUCUUGUAAUAUACUUCUUCUACGGUAUGUGGAACAGUAGCAAUAGAGAGAAAAAAUCAUCCAAACCAGUGGAAAAUUGCUCCAAUGAGGAAGAAUGAAAAAAUAAUAAUUUUACUCUAGAAUUAGAUGAUUCUAUCGGCGAACAUGCCAUCUACGUUUUUAUUAAUUAUUGGGUGCUAAAGAAAAAUUGGUCGGAUUGUUGAGAAAGAAAAAAGAAAAAUUUAUUUCACUUACAAUAAUGAAUAAUCUAAUGUAGGCGUGUGAAGAAAAAAAAGGAAUUCUUUGGGUACUUUCAAUUUUUCUAAAAGAGUAUAAUCUUUCUAAAUUCUUCUUCGUUGACUAAAGCUAAUCGCUCGUCUCCGGUCCUUCUUGGACCGGAAGAAAUAUCGAUAUUCUCGAAUGUUUCGAGCAGAUCAGUCUUUUCUCGGAAACGUCGCACCACAUAGGGACUAUGUGCCCUAGCCAUUUGAUUUGACAAAUAUUUAUUUAUUACACAAAAAUGUUUCGUGCGAUUGCCACUCGGAUUUUUCUAUAUUCACGACCAAUGAUCGAACAUAAAUCGGACAGAAUGAAACAAAGGUAUUAAAA